Molecule: messenger RNA, 772 nt
Organism: Didymella exigua CBS 183.55
Lineage: Eukaryota; Fungi; Ascomycota; Dothideomycetes; Pleosporales; Didymellaceae
Exons: 1
Coding region: 219-689 (156 amino acids)
Source: RefSeq, a predicted model, not a curated record
AAGCACCUGAGCUCUCCGCGCUUGAUCCACAAACGACUCAUACGACUUCGACCAUGAGAUCUUUCAAACAAGCUCUUCGACGCCAGUCAAUUCAUAUUCAUCCCGCAUGUCUUUCAGUCCUUUCCACAAAUCCUAGGCGCCGCUUCAGUGUACUGACUAUCUCCCAGCUCACCUGACCCAUAACCGGUGGCUUUAUCGCCUUCUUCAUCAUCACCACCAUGGCCCUGUUCAGCUCCUGCUGCGGCAGCUCCGACGAUGACGACGACACUCAACCUCCACGAGAUUCUCGCGACCGCAUCGUCGUAGCACGUGGAGAGACUCCAGACUUCCGCGCCGUGCACUACAAGGACGCCGAAGCAGGCCCAGAGCCUAACGCCGACGCUGCGUCCGACAGGUCCUCGCAACUCUCGCCGCGCGCAACUCCCCCCCGCCGCUCGCAGACACCUACCAGGGAUUCGCCAAGUGCACCAGGUAACCCCCAGGUUGCCUCACCAUUUAACUACUCUCAGCCAUCGCAGCCUCGGACUCCUCCAAGCGUCAGCACAGCUCGUCGUGUUGGUCAAAAAGAUGAGGGCAUGAAGGCAGUCGGUGCCGCAAGCGCUUCUGGUCCCAGUCAGCAGACUGCUGAUGGCGAAGUCAGCAUGGCGGAUAUUCGGAAGUUUAUGGGCGACGAAGUCCAGAAGAUGUAGUAGAGCAUCGAGGUCCGGAAUGCGUAAAUGCAUCAUGAUGCUUUGCAUUGAGGCUGUACUGGUGUGAGCGAGGGAAAGGUAAU